GAGGAGAAAGAAGAGACUGAGCAACCAUGAGGGAUAAUGAAAAGGCCUGGUGGCAGCAGUGGACCUCCCACACAGGCCUCGUGGUUGGGGGCGGGACUCAGGAGGACCGUAUGGGGUUUGGAAGGGGAGUAGCUGCACUGAGGGGCCGCCCCUCUCCCCUGCAGAGUACCAUUCACGAGUCCUACGGUCGGCCAGAGGAGCAGGUGCUCAUCAACCGCCGGGACAUCAUGAACAAAGCGGACACCUGGGACAUGCAGGAGUACAUCACUCGCAUGUACAUCAAGCAGCUGCUCCGACACCCCGCCUUCCAACUGCUGCUGGCCCUGCUGCUGGUGAUCAACGCCAUCACCAUCGCUCUCCGCACCAACUCCUACCUGGACCAGAAACACUAUGAGUUGUUCUCUACUAUAGAUGACAUUGUGCUGACCAUCCUUAUGUGUGAGGUUCUCCUCGGCUGGCUCAAUGGCUUCUGGAUUUUCUGGAAGGACGGCUGGAACAUCCUCAACUUCAUUAUCGUCUUUAUCUUGCUCUUGCGGUUCUUCAUUAAUGAAAUCAAUAUCCCCUCCAUCAACUAUACUCUCAGGGCGCUUCGUCUGGUGCAUGUGUGCAUGGCGGUGGAGCCCCUGGCCCGGAUCAUCCGCGUCAUCCUGCAGUCAGUGCCUGACAUGGCCAACAUCAUGGUCCUCAUCCUCUUCUUCAUGCUGGUUUUUUCGGUGUUUGGGGUAACACUCUUUGGUGCAUUCGUGCCCAAGCAUUUCCGGAACAUACAGGUUGCGCUGUACACCCUCUUCAUCUGCAUCACCCAGGAUGGCUGGGUGGACAUCUACAGUGACUUCCAGACAGAGAAGAGGGAAUAUGCAAUGGAGAUUGGGGGUGCCAUCUACUUUACCAUCUUCAUCACCAUCGGUGCCUUCAUUGGCAUCAACCUGUUCGUCAUCGUGGUGACCACCAACCUGGAGCAAAUGAUGAAGGCAGAAGAGCAGGGACAACAGCAACGAAUAACCUUUAGUGAGACAGGCGCAGAGGAAGAGGAGGAGAAUGACCAGCUGCCACUGGUGCACUGUGUGGUCGCCCGCUCGGAGAAAUCUGGUUUCCCCCAGGAACCCCUUGUGGGAGGCCCCCUGUCGAACCUCUCAGAAAACACGUGUGACAACUUUUGCUUGGUGCUUGAGGCAAUACAGGAGAACCUGAGGCAGUACAAGGAGAUCAGAGAUGAACUCAACAUGAUUGUGGAGGAGGUGCGCGCAAUCCGCUUCAACCAGGAGCAGGAGGCAGAGGUGAUGCAAAGGCAGUCUUCCACGAGCGGGUCAUUGGAGACUACGUCAUCCAAGGACGUCCGCCAGAUGUCUCAACACCGAGACUUGCUCAGUGCGCUCGUUAACAUGGAAAAGGUUCAUGACUCUAGCUCACAAAUACUCCUUAAAAAACGCAAGAACAGCCAUUGA
Messenger RNA from Mandrillus leucophaeus (drill), 1445 nucleotides. It is a transcript of the gene CATSPER4, whose product is annotated as cation channel, sperm associated 4. Gene Ontology annotation, biological process: sodium ion transport; transmembrane transport; flagellated sperm motility. Lineage: Eukaryota; Metazoa; Chordata; Mammalia; Primates; Cercopithecidae. Bases 27 to 1445 code for a protein of 472 amino acids. The record is from RefSeq and is a predicted model, not a curated record. Gene Ontology annotation, molecular function: calcium-activated cation channel activity; voltage-gated calcium channel activity. The transcript is spliced from 10 exons. Gene Ontology annotation, cellular component: acrosomal vesicle; sperm principal piece; membrane.